AUCCAUAAAGGAUAAAUAGUCAACCUUGAAUUUCAUAUAUUUAGACUAUGUUCUCUUCAUUUUAGAUUUUGGAUAUUUUGGUCUAAGUCGAGGCUCUUCCAAACUUGGUCAUUAACGGUGAAUAUGGGGAAGGGGAAAAUGUAAAAACACUUACAAAGACGCCACCUUAUUCUUCGGACUUGGAGUUCAAACGAAAGGCCAAGGUAUUAAAGUCAAGCUUAGUAACGACUUUGACUUAAUGGAUUUAGCUAACACAUUACAUACUAAUUAUUAUACUAACCUAAUUUUUCUUUUUGUAAACAAAGUUUCACCAGACGCACGCUUUAUAUCAUACCAGUCGAUUGAAAUGAAUAUUGUGUCUUGUGGCAUGUAGGAACGGAAACAUAUGAUGUAAAUAGUUAUCUCAUUUUCAGAUACCAAUUACUGUCAUAACCUUAGGUUCUCUCUUGUAGAUUUGAAUUCAUGAUACAAAUGAAUGGUUUCAUCUGGUUCUCAUCGGUGGCUAAGCUCAAGCCAAAAACAAGGUUUUAGGUGUCGGUCGCUGUCCUAGUUGGAGAUACUUUUGACUCGGCAUUUUCUUCUUAAAAGAAAGCUUGUUUUUAAAAAAAAAUGAGAUAUUAGUGUAACGACCAUGCAAUGCAACUAGUGGUUGUCGGCACUUUACUAUGUGGAGCCAGAAUUUCAAAGCAGCAAUAAGUAAAGUGGUCCUUAAUUAGUUGAGUAUAUGCUAAUUGAUUCCCUAUUUUUCUACGUGAAUGAUAUAUAUGAGAAAAACGAAAGCGAAAUAAUCUUACGGAAAAAAAAAAUCAUACGUACUACUACUAUAUUGUUGACUUGUUGUCUUUUUUGUAACUGCUAUAUUGUUCUCGUUCUUUUUGCUAAACUGUAAACAUCAAUACAUGAAAGGAUCUUACAACCGAUUCUUUUUUUUUUUUUUUGCUGUUUCUUUCAUUUGUAAAUUCAACAUAGAGAGACUUAAAAAACGAAAUAAAGCAAAAGAAGAGAAUAACCAGUCACUUUCACACGCAAGUUGGCCUCCUUUAUAAGAAAUUAAAUUGUUAUUUGUCAGGGACGAAUCAGAAUGCAAAUUUAUAGGACAUGCAAAUUCGAAGGUUAAUUAAUAAUAUAGAGAUAGCAUAUAUAGAUUUGGUUGAUUGAUAAGUGCUACACUGAUAGAUGCGCACUUAUAUAUUUUUCUUUUCAAAUGUCAUCUCAACUUAUUCGAUAUUAGCGAUGAUACUGAAUUAGGGGAAACUGCAUCCUAGCUAGCCAUGCAAACUUCCGCAGGAGUGACAAAGGCUAUUUACUUCUUUUUAACCUUUAGUUUUUAAAUCAUGCAUGCGCGUUGGACACAUUUGUAUUAAUAUGACUAUAAAUUAUUAGAGGCUGUACCUGUAUCUCAAUCAUUAGACCAUUAAACGUUCUGUGACAAAAAAAAAAGACCAUUAAACGAUUUUUAUUUAUUUUGCAAAGAGCUUUUACUUUUUAAUUAAGUGUUCUCAUAAAAUGUCUUAAAGCAACAACACACCUUAUGUAUUUAAUUGACUUUCGACAGAUUAGACGCUAUCUUAUCACACUAACUACCUAACAAAUGUUUAUAUAGUCCCUAAUGCCAAAAUACAUACUGCAGCUUCCGAAUAAUUUUUUUUUGUGAAAGAGGUUCCGAAGAAUUCAAAGAUACGCCUUGAACGAUACUUAUUACAAGCCCAAACCAAGCUCAUUUACAUUUUUGUUUCCACAGUCGCAAGUGUAUAUUGUGUUGUUAUAUAGAAAACUGGUUGAUAUAUAUAUACUCGCUUUCAGUUACAACACGAAACCAAAAUUGAAAACUCAAAGCCAAUAGAUUUUUCUCCUUAACUUAAGAGCCGAGCUAUGGAGAAGUGUACCAAAAACAAAUCUUCACAUAGUCAGCUCUACGGUCCUCUGCAAGAGUGUGGACUCGCCAGUUCUUCAUGUUGUUACGUUAUCGUUGCGCUUCCAUCACACUACGCCGUCUCAAGCAUUGACGGUUUUUCACAGAGUCAGCCAGCCCUAUGGUGCCCCCAUCCCUAUCCUUGUCGCAAAAACUAUUGUGCAAGAGUGUGGACACGCCAGAUUUACUCGUUUCUAUGUCACCGUUGCGUCUCCAUCACAUUAUGCCGUCUCAAGCAUCGACGGUUUUUCACAGAGUCAUCUCUACGACUUUCCCAAGCUGUUAUCUUCUACGGAGUUUCCCGGAACUCUUGCUUUCAAAACCCAUUAGUUGGGCUAUUCAACGUCGAUUUCGACUUAUGUGCGUUUCUUCGAACGCGAGCUUUAGGACUACAAGUGAAGUGUCUCUAUGGGUCUCUUCUCUCUUUAGCCACAUCUAUUUUUCGACAUGUUUUAGUCUAUCAGUUUAUCGUCGAGAAUCUCUCCAGUUGUAACCGACUUAGCCCAUUGGGUCUUUAAUUUUAAUAUAAGUAUUUGGUUUUCAAAAAAAAAAAGUAUAUAUAUAUUUAUGUCUCCAUCUUUAAAAAUCUUAGGUUUAAUAGUACGUCCACAUAUUAUAGCUCCCAUACGUGUAGUACGUAACGGUCUGUUUUUGGUAAUUUGCCACAUUGAGAAUACAACAGACCUCUCGGCCCAUUAGUAAAAAGAGGCGAGACUAGUCCGUUAUUCUUCACAUAAACUCAGAGCCAAUCGACUGUCUACCUCUAUGUUUCUAUAUUGCUUCUGAUUUGAGUCAACCAAUUUGUAGAAGCCCAGCUAUGGGGAGGAACGAGAAAAUUGGUGAGCAUAUAAAUAAAGUUUUAGGAGCAGUGGGUAAGUACUGAAGACGAUGGUGGUGAUGAAGCUUGGAGGUUUUUGUUAUAAGGAAGACUGAUCAAGCCUUUAGUUUCAGUUUUCUUGAAAACGGUAGCCAGCGUCUUGAUCGAAAAAAGUUUUCUAGGGAAUCAAGGAGAUCAAUAUUACACUUUGAUCAUAGAAAAAGUGAAUAAUCAUGUACAUAUAGAGGAUUUGUCUUUGAAUCUAAUCACAAAGAAACCUUCUAGUACUUAAAUUAAUCUUCAUAGUACUGGAUAAAGGGUCAAUCAAUGUUCGGUAGAUGCUAUUGAUAAUGGUGACAUGCAAGUAUGGAAAAAGGUAGUUAAAGGGACAUUAACCGAAUCAAAAUUAGGCGUUGACCUUACCGAGAGAUAACUGUGUGCUGUUUAGGUCUCAGAAAAGCGAACUUCGUGUCGGUUAAGUUACAAUCUUACAACAGCUGCAAGUAAUGUGUAGUAAACCCAACAAAGUAAUAAUGGAAUGUUGUGUCAGAAGUACCCUACUUGUUGCACAUAUACUACAAGAGUAUGGGUCAUGACGCUGGACCCAUGAAAUUUAGCCACAUUAGUGUGGAUCAACCCGAACUCGACACGUUGAGCCAAGGACGAAACAUUGAAUGUUGAAAAGUGGAGAACAAACGGUUACUAGACCUAACACAAAUGUACUGUGAGUCUGUGACAUCAUCACACCAAAUUCGAAAAUGAUUCGAGGAACGAUUGAAAUCAAUGUUUUCUAAGAAUUCCAAAAUAAAUGAAAAAUCAUUCCUCUAUUUUGAUGAUUAGAAUUAAAGAGUCGUAAUUGGUUUGUCACAUUUGUUUAUGCUUCCUUCCAAGAGUGUUAAUGUUGUUUGCUAAAUAAUGUAAUUUUAUCAACUUAGCUUAUUUUUUUUGGAACACAACUAGAAUAUUAACUUAUCUUUUAAAACUAUAAAAGCAACCACUCUUCAAACCAUAAAAAGAAAAGGCAGAAAGCUUGUUGCUUGAAUGUAACUGGAUGGAUAUAUGGUUGAGAGGAAACUGAAUCUCGUGUAUGGAGGAGGAAGCAUUGGUCUCAUGGGUCUGGUCUCACAAGCUGUUCAUGAAGCUGGAGGACAUGUACUAGGGAUCAUACCAAGAACUCUUAUGGACAAAGAGAUCACCGGAGAAACAUUUGGUGAGGUAAGAGCUGUGGCUGAUAUGCAUCAACGGAAAGCCGAAAUGGCAAGCCACUCCGAUUGUUUCAUUGCACUACCAGGUGGGUAUGGAACAUUGGAGGAGUUAUUGGAAGUAAUAACAUGGGCACAACUUGGAAUCCACGACAAGCCUGUGGGUUUGUUAAAUGUAGAUGGUUAUUACAAUUACCUCCUCACUUUCAUUGAUAAAGCCGUUGAUGAUGGCUUUAUCAAGCCAUCUCAGCGUCACAUCUUUGUCUCUGCUCCUAAUGCCAAAGAGCUUGUCCAAAAACUUGAGGCAUAUGAGCAUGUGAUUGAUGGAGUCAUAGCAAAAUCAAAGUGGGAGGUUGAGAAGAAAGUGCAACAUCCACAACAACAAGUUGUGUUCUGUCCUAACACAAGCAUUCCUACUGAGAUUGCUCUUUAGACUUCUAGAGUGUCUUUAUGUAUCCCUAUUAUGUUUAUCAUCCAAAAAUGCUCAAUACCUGAAUAUAUAGUCUCUUUACUCUUGUUCAUAUCUUCAAGUGAAUGUUUUUGGUUGUAUUAUUUUCUACUGUUUCUUCACUUUUAUCAUAAUAAUACAUUUUCAGAAUAAUUCAUAUA
Brassica rapa (field mustard) is the source of this 4540-nucleotide messenger RNA. RefSeq names its product cytokinin riboside 5'-monophosphate phosphoribohydrolase LOG5. Gene Ontology annotation, molecular function: hydrolase activity, hydrolyzing N-glycosyl compounds. Gene Ontology annotation, cellular component: nucleus; cytosol. Lineage: Eukaryota; Viridiplantae; Streptophyta; Magnoliopsida; Brassicales; Brassicaceae. The record is from RefSeq and is a predicted model, not a curated record. Gene Ontology annotation, biological process: cytokinin biosynthetic process.